This is a messenger RNA of Nannospalax galili (Upper Galilee mountains blind mole rat), 3168 nucleotides long. RefSeq names its product vesicle associated membrane protein 4 (gene Vamp4). The record is from RefSeq and is a predicted model, not a curated record. Gene Ontology annotation, cellular component: membrane. Bases 215 to 640 code for a protein of 141 amino acids. The transcript is spliced from 8 exons. Gene Ontology annotation, biological process: vesicle-mediated transport; Golgi ribbon formation. Lineage: Eukaryota; Metazoa; Chordata; Mammalia; Rodentia; Spalacidae.
CGGCAGCCGAGCGCCGAGCGGCUCGAUGAGCGGGGGCGCAGGUACAGCUUGGCUUGGUGGCUGUCUGCGCCCGUGGUCUCCCCCGCCCACCCUCCUUCCUCUGCUUCCCUCCUGCCCAGCGCAGCCAGCGGGGACUGCUGCCGGGAGCGUCCCGAGAGCUACAGGUGGUGAAUACUUCAUUGGGAAAUAGAAGAAUACUUUGUGAGCAAAAAACAUGCCUCCUAAGUUCAAGCGCCAUUUAAAUGAUGAUGAUGUCACCGGUUCUGUGAAAAGUGAAAGGAGAAAUCUUUUGGAAGAUGAUUCAGAUGAAGAAGAGGACUUUUUUCUAAGGGGACCGUCUGGACCAAGAUUUGGACCUAGAAAUGAUAAAAUUAAGCAUGUUCAGAAUCAGGUGGAUGAAGUUAUUGAUGUUAUGCAAGAAAAUAUCACAAAGGUAAUUGAAAGAGGAGAGAGACUAGACGAACUACAGGACAAAUCAGAAAGCUUAUCAGAUAAUGCAACCGCCUUCAGCAACAGAUCCAAACAACUCCGAAGGCAGAUGUGGUGGCGUGGAUGCAAAAUAAAAGCCAUCAUGGCUUUGGCUGCUGCUAUCCUCUUGCUAAUGAUCAUCAUUCUUAUAGUUGUGAAAUACCAUACUUGAUUUGAUGACAGAGAUCCUCAUUAAACAAGAUCUGGGACAAUAAUAAUAAAAGAUUGCUGCAUAAUUUAGAUGAAACCUAUGUAUAUAACUUUCAAAUUUCCUUUUUCAAGAAACUAAGAGGCAAGUACCACUUCAAAUUGGAGCGUUGCGAAUACCCAGUCAUCUUCUCAUCUAACAAAAUAUGCUUUGAGUAACUAUAUUUGAGGCAAAGAGAACUCUAUUUCACUUUAUUCCAAGGAUCUAAUUUGAAACUAGAUACUUGCCAGUUCAUUGUGUGUACAUAUAAACGCUGAUGACAGUAUUUCAUAAUUGUAUUUUAGUGGCUUAAGAACUUUCAUUAUUGUAUUAAAGUGCGGGUCAGGCUGGGGUCAAGAAGUCUUGGAAGUACUAAAUCAUUAUGCUGGAAGAGAUGCCUCACCAUGCUGUCAAUAUUAGCAAGAAUGCCGUUCUUUCGUGUUACAGUUGCUCUGCAGGCAUUCCACAUUUAUGGAGACAACAGAAGCUCCGUUGUCAAUGUUUCUGCCUUCAGCUCCACCUGAAAACAUUCCAGUAAACCUGUUUCUGACUGUAUAAGGGAAUGAGUGGUAAUUUUUUGGUAUUUGCAUUUUGAAAAUGGGAAAUAUAAGCAGUGUGAAAAGCAUAAUAUGGUAUUAUAAAACCAGAGGUAAUAAAACCAUUGGCAAAUGUCACUGAAGUGUUUGAGAGUGACGAUAUAGAGCUACCAGUCUUGGUCCACCUGGCUGUUGGGAAAACUCUAGCAAAGAGUGACUGAUUCUGAUGUGAGUAAAUCAAGUCUACAGGUAAUUUUUUCCUUAAUUUUUAUUAAUAGUUUUUUUCUCUUUAUUUACCAGAAGCACUAAAGUUAGCAAGGUCAGAUGCUUUGAAUUUUACAUUUUUGUAUUCUUGGGUUAUCCUUGGGGAGGUGUAUGUUACACAAUCAAGUCCAAACAGCCAACAGCACUGAGUAGUAAAACGUCAGGGGCCUAGGCAGGCUGUCAGCACACCUGCUAGAGGCCAUUAGUUUCAGCCUGUCUUUUAUAACAGCAAAGUGUGUUCAUUUUAAAAGAAUGCCAACCCCUUCUAUUGUUUAAACAAGUCAAAGUGAAAAUGCACAAUAACGUGGGGGAGGAACAAACAUUAUGAUAAAAUUGGAGCUUGCAGAAACUUGUUAAAACGGACAUCUUAAAUUAGAAAUAGGGUUCAUGAGAAUUACCACUAUGUAAAAAAGGAAGACAGUGAUCUUUAGCAGAUUUUAUUUCUUAGAUCAUUUUAAUUCAAAGUGUAUAAAACAUAGAAUCUGGAUUUUUGUUUGUUUAAUUCUGCAGUAGUUAGUACUAACAGACCAAAUUGUUUAGAAGGAAAGAAAUUGGCAGGAGAAAGAUCAAAUGAUAUCCGGACAUAUUUGGAGUUUAGAGCGCCAAAUGCAGCUGCUGGAUCUCAUAGUUGUGUGUUUUGGGUUUUGGGGGGUUUUUGUUUUGUUUUGGUUUUGAGCACUUGAGUGGUAAAGGUCUUUGUAUCAUGGAGUGAUGACUCACCUUUCAGCUCCAGUGACAGGUCAUGUGACAGGCAUCUGAACUGCUAAUAAACCUGUUUACCUGAGGGGCAUUCUUAGAAUUCAGUAGCUACAACUUUAGGAAUGGAGAUGUUUUAUCUAAAUGGGCAGAACUGGUCCUAACCAGGUUUGUCUUUUACUUGGGUUGAAACUGGACAGAAAUCAUUCCUUUUAGGUGAUGUAGAGGUCAUGUUUAGCUCCAAUAUCUAUUAGUGAAGACAAAGCUUAAUUCUUAAAAAGACUCCACAUUUCCAGUGUUUCAGAAAGUAUGCCACUUUUAAUGAAACAUUAUAAAAAAUAAAAUUAGAAAAUUAUUUUUAGAACUUUAAGCAUAAGAAAUAAAAUAUUUAUAUAUAUAUAUGUAGUUGUUUUAUAUUUAAAUGUAUUGCUGUUAAGAAAAUCAUGUUGCCAUGUAAUGGUUAGAAUUUUGCUUCAGUAAUGACUUUACUUAGAAUGGCUGGCAUGUUUAUGAUGUGGCAAUAUUAGAAACACCAGCCUUCUUACAGUAAGAAACAGAAGAGAGCCAGGUGGGACGGCUCACCCCAUGAUCCUAGCACUCUAAACACUGAUGUAGGAAGAUUGGCAUGAGUUUGAAACCAGCCUGGGCUACAUAGUUCUAGGCCAGCCUGGACUAUAUAGAAUGAGAUUGUCUCAAAACAAAACAAAACAAAACUAGGAGAAGUAGUUGUUCAAACUGUUGCCAGGCCUACCUUCAUUCUUUCCUUAAUCAUUCUUUUUCUCAUUCAGCUCAGAUCAUCCUGCACUUGAAAAAAUGAAGUUUUACCACCAUCAAAACUGUCAUUAUUUAACAACAAUGAAGAUCAACAGAAAAAUCCAAGUAGCUUUGCUAAUGUUAGUUGAUACCCACUGAAAUCAGGUCACUGCUUUUAUGCCUGAAACCUGCCCUUGUGAUUUGUCUUUAUAGACGCCUAUUGCCUUGCCAUGGUUUUGUGAUUAAAUGGGUUCCUCCUUCUGA